Messenger RNA from Kwoniella botswanensis, 1755 nucleotides. RefSeq lists its product as uncharacterized. Gene Ontology annotation, molecular function: magnesium ion transmembrane transporter activity. Gene Ontology annotation, cellular component: membrane. Lineage: Eukaryota; Fungi; Basidiomycota; Tremellomycetes; Tremellales; Cryptococcaceae. The record is from RefSeq and is a predicted model, not a curated record. The transcript is spliced from 7 exons. Gene Ontology annotation, biological process: magnesium ion transport. The coding region runs from base 1 to 1755 and encodes 584 amino acids.
AUGGUCAUUAUCAAUCCCAUCUCGACGGUAUCUAGAAGUUCGUUGAUUGGCGUUGGGAUAGCAUGUGGUGGGAAUAUAUUGAUCAGUCUGGCUUUGACAUUGCAAAAGCUCGCCCACAGACGGAAUCAAGAAGCUGCUUCUGGUCACUCAUCAUCCAGCUAUUCUGAGGAAGAGGAAGAUACGAACGAAGAGAACCAUACUUUGACGCAAAACGGUCAUGACGGAAAUGCACAUUCACCUAUACUCGAAGAAGAAACCCCUUGUCCUUCUCCUCGACGGACUAUCAUACCGGCAGAAGUAACAGAAGCGACUGUCGUACCAGUCAUACUAUCUUCUCAGCCAACUUCCAGCUCCAGCUCCCCUAAGAUAUCCCCUUCACCUGCGCCAACACCUCUGAUUAUACCUCAAACUCAAAGCAAGCAUGUCCACCUCAAUUCACCUAUACCCUCUCAUCAAACACCGGACCACGACGUCAAUGAAGAUGAGGACGAUGGAUCAACAUUUAAAGAAGGAGAAGUGAAAGAAGGUGAAUAUCUAAAAUCGAAAUUAUGGUGGCUCGGACAGAUCCUCAUUACUAUAGGUGAAGGAGGUAAUUUCUUAAGUUACGGAUUCGCUCCUGCUAGUGUGGUGGCUCCGUUAGGUACAGUGGCUUUGAUAGCAAAUUGUAUUUUCGCUCCUUUGAUAUUAAGAGAGAAGUUUCACAAACGAGAACUGUUCGGGAUGGCUCUUGCUAUUAUAGGUGCUAUCACAGUGGUAUGGAGCUCGAAUGGGUCCAAUCCUAGACUGAACCCUUCUCAACUGAUUGCCGCCCUGAAGAGACUUCCAUUCAUAAUCUACACCCUCAUCACCGUCCUCCUACUCAUCACACUUAUCAUCCUAUCAAACACAUCCUACGGCCAUCGAUACCUUCUAGUAGAUAUCGGAGUUUGCACUUUAUUCGGUGGAUAUACAGUCCUAUCCACCAAGGCGUUAAGUUCUUUAUUGUCAAAUGAUUUUUUCGGUUCUUGGAAUUAUGGAAUCACGUCGUUUCUUGGAUUGAUGGUCGCUCUGACGAGUAUCGGACAGGUCAGGUGGUUGAACAGGGCUUUAAUGAGGUUUCAAAGCAAGGAAGUCAUACCUACUCAAUUCGUCUUUUUCUCCUUGGCUGCGAUAAUAGGCUCUGCGGUACUAUACGAAGAAUUCAAGGAUGUUUCAUUUUCAAGCUUUGUCAAUUUCGCUUUCGGCAUCGCCACGACUUUUCUAGGCGUUCACCUACUCACUUCUUCACCAUCUUCCCAAGACCAUGCCUCCGACCAAUCCGAAACCGAAUCGAUCCAUCCAGGUCAACCUAAACGUGCAUCGUCCUCAGCAUCAUUGAACUUGCUCUUACCAUCCACUGCAUCUUCCACAAACGGAGAGAGAGCUCCAUUACUCAUCAGCUCCCCCAGUACCAGCUUACAAACACCCUUAUCGCAAGCGAACAGCAAAAUACCACUGUACGGGACUACACCCUCCGGGAAUCAUAUGGUCCGGUUAGUGAGGAUCGGGUCUAGCGAGUUCUCACCAGCACUUGGAAUAGGUAGUCAAGCUGGUCUACUACUGCUGGCUACUACCCCUCCGAGUGUGGGAUCGAUAGGAAGAGGUAGGAGUUCGAGUAGGACGAUGCCUACGCUUGGGACGUUUACUCUGGGGGAUGAAGAGAGAGCAUCUAGUAGAGAAAGGGAAAGGAGUAGGAGGAAUACUUCUGCUUCGAGGAGGAAUGGAACCGAUAGAUGA